AGACAUUAUCGUCUUCGCUUGCCCUUUGCAGCCGCACCACACACUGCCACGCCAUCGUCGCCAAGCGCUACUUUCACGAAUUCUAUGAAUAUUUGAACGAAAGGUUUUACAAAUGGUGUUAGCGAUCGGCAUUUCUCAUGGUCUACGGAUUUCCCAGGCGCUACCCCACUUUGCCAGUCACGAGAGACAAUGUGUUAGUGGCGGUCGUACUUUGUACGACGGCGAUAUUAGCUCUUCCUCAACGACCUAGCGGUGGCGCUGACAAAGAUGCGGUAAUUACAUCUCAGCAGCUCGAAGUCAACUUUGACGGCACUUACGUCAAUAACUUCGAGACAAGCAACGGAAUCAGUCACCAAGAAUCGGGACAACCUAAACAAGUAGACAACGAGACACCGGUUGUUUCGCAAGGCUCUGAUUCUUACACGGCGCCGGAUGGUCAGCAAGUCAGUAUCACGUACGUGGCUGACGAGAAUGGCUUCCAAGUGCAAGGAUCUCACAUCCCCACGGCACCACCGAUACCGCCAGAGAUUCAAAGGGCGCUCGAGUGGAACGCGGCUCACCCAGAAGAAGACGACGGUGGCCAACCACGACCACCUGGCCGAGGUUAAUCAGCCCAACUAUACCUCAAACGUGACCUGAUUUCGAGCCAGCUUGCCAUGGACAGAACCGACCCUGAGCCUUCGAUGCGACCAUAAAAAUAAAUAUAGUGUGGUAUAUUAAUCUAGGAUUAUACAUAACAGAAAAAAAAUAAGGCGCGAGCCAGCCGGUAUAUAAUAACUGUAUACUUCGAGAUUCUUUAUCUUACCUGUAUAGAUGAAAGUAAUGCGCACUGUUCAGCAGUUUACGACAGGAUCGUGCCGAUGCGCGCACGCUGCUUUCACAAACGUAAAACGCGAAAAAACGACCACGCCAUCGCAGCUGCGAAGACGCGUAUCGAGCGUCGAUAGUACAUAAUAAUAUACGUAUACUUUAACUUGUGAUUUUUGUAUAUAAAUAAAAACGUUUUGCCGAAGAA
Messenger RNA from Bombus pyrosoma, 1015 nucleotides. It is a transcript of the gene CPR14, whose product is annotated as endocuticle structural glycoprotein SgAbd-1-like. Bases 138 to 608 code for a protein of 156 amino acids. The transcript is spliced from 4 exons. Gene Ontology annotation, molecular function: structural constituent of chitin-based larval cuticle. NCBI's taxonomy places the organism in Eukaryota, Metazoa, Arthropoda, Insecta, Hymenoptera, Apidae. Gene Ontology annotation, cellular component: chitin-based extracellular matrix. The record is from RefSeq and is a predicted model, not a curated record.